ACUGAUGCUCCCUCAGUCUCACUCGGAAUCUCAUAGAGCAUGUGUCUCAGUUCCCUGCACUGCUGAAGCACUCUAACACCCAGCCUGCUUGUCCCUCUCAGUCUGUACCUAUCAAUUAAUUGCCUGGAUCUCUGCGCAACAACUUCUUCAAACAUGGGGACUCACUCUGAACCUCAAGCAGAAUCUAAUCCGAUAACCCUGAGAAAGGUAUCUAAACCUUUGAUGGAAAAGAAAAGAAGAGCGAGGAUCAAUAUCUCACUGGAGCAGCUCAAAGGCCUUCUAGAAAAGAACUAUUCCCAAAAUAUUCGGAAGCGUAAGCUGGAGAAAGCAGAUAUUCUCGAGCUGACUGUAAAAUAUCUGAAAACUCUUCAGAGUUCCAUUCAUGCAGGAGCUCAGCUCUACAGAAGUGCCGAGUACCAAGCUGGAUUCCGAAACUGUCUUAAUGGAGUGAAUCAAUUCCUGCAGACAGCGGAUAAAUCCGGCCAAGCCACACACCUCACGCAAGACAUUGCCCGAGCAUUGCCGGCCGUAAACGCUUCUUAUUUCAGCACUAAGGACAGCGCCUCACCUCCUGCCAACAACGCUCCCUACACACAGACCUUGGCUGGAAAUAUGGGCAACUCCCAAGCAACUAAACGCAGAAUCACACCCUCUGACUGUCAGCUCCCCUCUGACCAAACCUCACUACACUUAGUAGUUCAGGGCCAUGUGCUGAUGGCACCUAGUGGCCAUGGAGCUGUUAACCAAGACUUGUGGAGACCAUGGUGAACACCAUAUAUUUAAAAAACUUUGCCAGAGAUGAAUAGUGGUUGUUCUUUAUAAGAAUGAAUUCUAGUAUAUACUAUGUAUAUCCAGAUAUUAAAGGGGUUGUUCACCUUUGAAUAUGAUGUAGAGAGGGAUAUUCUGAGACAAUUUGCAAUUGGUUUUCAUUUUUUAUUAUUUAAGGUUUUUGAGUUUAUUAGCUUUUUAUUCAGCAGCUCUUCAAUUUGCAUUAUUAUGCAAAAUAAGGUGAACCACCCUUUAAUUAUAAAUAUAUAUAUAAAUACAUGUGUAAAAGUUACUUUGUCUGUACCAAUACAUUCUAUAUUUUAUCUUGAACGUUUAUUUAUUUUCUUAAUAAAAAAAACUAUAUGUGUA
This is a messenger RNA of Xenopus laevis (African clawed frog), 1137 nucleotides long. RefSeq names its product hairy and enhancer of split 3 S homeolog (gene hes3.S). Bases 154 to 768 code for a protein of 204 amino acids. Gene Ontology annotation, molecular function: protein dimerization activity. The record is from RefSeq and is a predicted model, not a curated record. Lineage: Eukaryota; Metazoa; Chordata; Amphibia; Anura; Pipidae. The transcript has 4 exons. Gene Ontology annotation, cellular component: nucleus. Gene Ontology annotation, biological process: negative regulation of transcription by RNA polymerase II.